UGACGCGCGCAGCAGGGGCAGGGCGUGGCAGCUGGAGUGUGAAGCGGAGCGCAGGCUAUUCCUGGCUGCUCUGGUGGUGCAGCUGCUAACAGCAGUACACAGCCCGACGGUGCUCUUCCCUGACUUUAGGCUGUUGCUUCGUACGGGCCUACACGUGCAUGGUGAGAAUCCCCGGUGAGUGACGCCGUGUUCCAGAACCGGCCCCGAUGACGGCGGUCAGCGAGGGGCAGGAGCCCGCGGCGGCGGACCUGGGCGGCCUGCUGGACGCAGGCGACGGCGCCGUCGUGACGCUGGAGGCGGGGCACACGCGGCUGGCUGCGCACGCCGCCGUCCUGGCCGCCAGGAGCCCCGUGUUCGCGGCAAUGUUCCAGCACCACAUGCUGGAGGCCGCCAGCGGCCGGGUCCGCAUCGCCGACGUGGAGGGUCCGGUGAUGAGGCAGCUGCUGGCCUACAUGUACACGCUCCAGACCCCCCGCCUGGCCAGCACGGCCCCGCAGCUGCUGGCGGCUGCGGAUAAGUACGGCCUGACUGCGCUGAAGGCUGCCUGCGAGCGGCACAUGGCCGCUCAGCUGGACGUCGAGAACGCGGCGGCCGCUGCUGUCGUAGCGGUGAGGCACUCCUGCCCCGAGCUGGCCGCGGAGGCCGUCGCCUUCAUAAACGCCAACCGCCAGGUCUUGUCUACCCGGGGCUGGGCAGAGGCGAUGAGAAACCACCUCGAACACGUCAUCGAAGUGACCAGGCUGCUCAGCGAGUCACCAGCUGAAACUAGGUCGGCGGGCAGCGGGGGGACGGCGGCGGCUCUGUGGCACGGCAGGUGGGGCCGCACUCCCGUGGCUUCCGUGGCGCCCAUCCCACCUCUCAGCAGGUCCCCGCCCGACGACGCCGACGCCUCUCGCAUGCGCCCUCCAGCCGCUGGACACAAGAAGAAGACGGCCCCCACUCAGCGGCAGAGCAAACACAGCCGGACUCCCGCCGCAGCCGCGGCGCCCGUGGCUGCUCCACCCUCUGCCUCAUCUGAUGCGGCCGACGCCUGUCGCUCGCCCUCGCCAGACACUGGAGACAGCAAGACGGCCGCCUCCGUUCAGGCACACACCAAAUGUGACCGAACACGUGUCGCAGCUGUGGCGUCCACGGAGCCGCAGCCCACUCCUCCAUACGACGACGCCGUCUCCUCCCGCAUGCGCCCUCCAGCCGCUGGACACAAGAAGAAGACGGCCCCCGCUCAGCCGCAGAGCAAACACAGCCGGACUCCCGCCGCAGCCGCGGCGCCCGUGGCUGCUCCACCCUCUGCCUCAUCUGAUGCGGCCGACGCCUGUCGCUCGCCCUCGCCAGACACUGGAGGCAGCAAGACGGCCGCCUCCGUUCAGGCACACACCAAACGUGACCGAACACGUGUCGCAGCUGUGUCGCCCACGGAGCCACAGCCCACUCCUCCAUACGAUGACGCCGUCUCCUCCCGCAUGGGCCCGCCAGCCGCUGGAGACAAGAAGAAGACGGCCGCCACUCAUCUGCAAAGCAAACACAGCCGGGCUCCUGCCGUAGCCGCGGCGCUCGUGGCUGCUCCCUCAAGUAGCCCGUCUGAUGCGUCCGCCGACUGCUGCCUGCCGCCGGCCUCUGGAGAUAGCAGAUCGGCCACCAAAGCCUCCGCCGCCCCCGCCGCCACCACCACCACCACUAGCACCACCAGUGUGCCGCACGGCGACCGCGACGAUCCCUGCCCAGCUUGUGCUGAGGCUGCGCCCCUCACGACUCCACGCUCCACUCCGCCUGUGGAUGCUGCUACCGUCUCUCGCCUACGGAAACUUUCUGGUGAAGAGAAGGGCAGGAGGCUGAUCGAGGCGGCUAAAGUGGGGGCAGUGACGGACGUGCAGACGUUGCUGGCGGCAGGAGCAGACCUCGAGGUGAGGGACAGUGACGGGUACACCGCGCUGCACUGGGCAGCGGAGAGGGGGCACGUCGAUGUGGCGACGUGUCUGCUGGAGGGUGGCGCCGAGGUGGACGCCACCAACGACAGUCGGAUCACGCCCCUGCACAGGGCUGCACAGAGCGGCCACGCCGCCGUGGUGCGGCUGCUGGCGGCGUCCUCCGCCCGCACCGACGCCAGGAACCGGUGGGGGUGGACGCCGCUACACUGGGCGGCAAUGCGUGGCCACGCAGAGGCGGCGGCGGCGCUGCUGGAGGCGGGCGCCGACAGGGAAGCUACGACUGACGAACUGUACACACCGCUUGACUUCGCCAGACAUAAGCACUACCAACAGUUGAUAAGCAUGCUAAGAUAAACCCAUCAACGCAUUAAGUGUUCCUGUAGGAAAAGGAAUGGAGUUUCAGUAGAUGAAUUUUCUGUAUUUUUAAAAUAAAGAGUAUGAAAAAGUUAA
Molecule: messenger RNA, 2375 nt
Organism: Schistocerca gregaria
Lineage: Eukaryota; Metazoa; Arthropoda; Insecta; Orthoptera; Acrididae
Product: poly [ADP-ribose] polymerase tankyrase-1-like
Exons: 10
Coding region: 207-2279 (690 amino acids)
Biological process (GO): proteasome-mediated ubiquitin-dependent protein catabolic process; regulation of proteolysis
Cellular component (GO): cytoplasm
Molecular function (GO): ubiquitin protein ligase binding
Source: RefSeq, a predicted model, not a curated record